GGCAACACUCUCAGUGUACUAUGCGCGGUGUCAAACUACAGCUGCUCUUGUCUACGGGAUUUCUUUCGCAUGUCGUUUUGGCUAUUGUCGAGGACAAUGAGCUAGUCGGGCCGCCUAGCAUACAAUGCAAAGCCGGAGCGAUUGAAAUGCGUUUUAGGACGACAAAGUUAUUCAAUGGCAAAGUCUACGUGAAGGGCAAUUAUAAUCGCCCUGAAUGUAAGGUGGAUUACAGUGCGGAAGAAAAUGGAGGUGUACGAGAUGGUGAAAUACGCAUAGCACAUGGUUCGUGCAAUAUGGAUCGACAGAGAACGCUAUCGCCUUAUGGUGUAAUGUUCUCCAUCGUUUUUGUAAUCAGUUUUCAUCCGCUGUUCAUCACAAAGUACGACAAGGUCUAUAGCAUACGGUGUAUGUACCACGAAGUUACGCGAACUGUAGCAACAAGGCUUGAUGUAAGUAUGAUACCCUCAGAAGCGAUGAGAUACGAUGCUCCUAUACCUACAUGUUCUUAUACCAUACGGAAGGAUAAUCUGGAUGGACCUGUUUUGUCCUAUGCAAGGGUAGGAGAUCAAGUGGUUCACAGGUGGAAUUGUGAUUCGGAUGCAUUUGGUAUUCUCGUCCAUAGUUGCACUGUCGAAGAUGGCCAGGGCGAGAAAAGAUUUAUUAUUGACGAAAGCGGAUGCCAUACUGAUCGUCAGCUCAUCGGUGAUCCAACAUAUGCUGAAGCACUGAAUAUGGCUUAUCGUGAAUCUUAUGUUUUCAAAUUUGCCGACAGAAGCGCGCUGCGGUUCAAAUGUGGAAUACGCCUUUGCCAGAAAAACGAUGGUGGUUGUGAAGGUAUUACGCCUCCUACAUGUAUCAAUCACACGCGCCUUCGGGAUUUUGAAUUCAACAAUAAUAUGAUUGAUGAAAAGAAUUCGAGGCUCCGUCGCGCGACAACGCCUUUCCCAGAAAAAGAAGUGGAUUUGUUGUCGCAAAGGCUUUACGUCCUUGAUCAUGGCGGAGAAGAUUUAGCGCAACUAAAGCAAUACGAAGCUGAAGCUGGAAGUUCUCAGACUGUGUGCCUUGGCCUUCACAGUUCCGCAUGGACGACCUACAUCAUCGCUACCGGUUUCAUUAUAUCGGUAACCUUUGCACUUGUGCAAGGGCAAAAAACAGCAGCCGUCCUAACAAGCUUGGAUGCAACAUGGGGCCAACACUCUGAAUCAGCUUAG
Cylicocyclus nassatus is the source of this 1211-nucleotide messenger RNA. NCBI's taxonomy places the organism in Eukaryota, Metazoa, Nematoda, Chromadorea, Rhabditida, Strongylidae. The record is from the annotation of a GenBank genome assembly.